Pygoscelis adeliae (Adelie penguin) is the source of this 3544-nucleotide messenger RNA. RefSeq names its product zinc finger protein 639 (gene ZNF639). The transcript is spliced from 5 exons. Gene Ontology annotation, cellular component: nucleus. Bases 133 to 1584 code for a protein of 483 amino acids. NCBI's taxonomy places the organism in Eukaryota, Metazoa, Chordata, Aves, Sphenisciformes, Spheniscidae. Gene Ontology annotation, molecular function: RNA polymerase II cis-regulatory region sequence-specific DNA binding; DNA-binding transcription factor activity, RNA polymerase II-specific. The record is from RefSeq and is a predicted model, not a curated record. Gene Ontology annotation, biological process: regulation of transcription by RNA polymerase II.
AAUGCUAUCACUCCGUAGAUGAAAAUCUUUUCAAGUUGAUGUAUUCACUACGUUUGGAAGCUGUACAGCCAUCAGCUUCUUAGCUGCUCUGCUUGCUGAUACUGAAGAAUCUAGGAUUUUUGACUAUUCAAAAUGAAUGAACAUCCUAAAAAGAGGAAAAGGAAGACUCUACAUCCUUCUCGAUAUUCAGAUUCUUCAGGUGCAAGCAAAUACAUAGACAACAGUGGAAUUUUUUCUGACCACUGCUAUAGCGUCUGUUCUAUGAAACAGCCAGAUAUAAAGUUUUUUGAAAACAGAGGUAGAUUCCACAGUCCUGUGCAGAGCCUAGACACAGAUGAUGACGGGAGUCCAGUGCAUGCUGGGACUUCUCAGUGGAGUGGGUCACAUUCAAAUGUUGUGGGGUUGCACUAUACAGACCCCAAAAAGAAGGAUAAAGAUAAAGGUACUAAUAAUGGAAUGUGCAGAGACUUAUGUGAUUCACCUAUAUUCAGUGACAGUCCUACAGAAGAAGAGAAACCUCUAGAUAUUCAAACUGUAGAAAUUUCUACAACAGAAGUGAAUGCUGUAGAAGUUCACGAUAUAGAAACACAGACUGUGUCACCUGAGAAGCUAGAAGCUGAGGACCUAGAGGAAAUCCCUCUGGAAACCUGUAAAAUCUUUGAGAAGAACCAGGCUUUGAAUAUCACAGCUCAACAGAAAUGGCCUUUGCUGAGAGCCAACAGCAGUGGCUUAUACAAGUGUGAGCUCUGUGACUUUAAUAGCAAGUACUUUUCUGAUUUAAAGCAGCACAUGAUCCUGAAGCAUAAGACGUGUACAGACACUCAUGUCUGUAAAGUUUGUAAAGAAAGCUUCUCCAGCAAAGUGCUGCUCAUUGAACAUGUAAAACUACAUGAGGAGGAUCCAUACAUCUGUAAAUACUGCGAUUACAAAACAGUGAUAUUUGAGAAUCUGAGUCAGCACAUAGCAGACACUCACUUCAAUGACCACCUUUAUUGGUGUGAGCAGUGCGAUAUGCAGUUCUCCUCGAGCAGCGAGUUGUACCUACAUUUCCAGGAACACAGCUGUGACGAGCAGUAUUUGUGUCAGUUCUGCGAGCAUGAAACAAAUGAUCCAGAAGAUCUGCAUAGCCAUGUGGUGAACGAACAUGCAUGUCGACUGAUAGAGUUAAGCGACAGCUAUAAUAACAAGGAGCGCGGACAGUACAGUCUCAUAAACAAAAUCAGUUUUGACAAAUGCAAAAACUUCUUUGUGUGCCAAGUGUGUGGCUUUAGGAGCAGGCUGCAUACAAAUGUCAACAGGCACGUAGCGAUUGAACACACCAAAAUAUUCCCUCAUGUUUGUGAUGACUGUGGGAAGGGCUUUUCAGGUAUGUUGGAAUAUUGCAAGCAUUUAAGCUCUCAUUUAUCUGAAGGGAUUUAUUUGUGUCAAUACUGUGAAUAUUCAACAGGACAGAUUGAAGACCUUAAAACUCAUUUGGAUUUCAGGCAUUCAGCAGAGUUACCUCAUAAAUGUACUGAUUGUUUAAUGAGGUUUGGAAAUGAAAAAGAUCUUUUAAGUCAUCUUCAGAUACAUGAGACAGCUUGAUUACUUUCUUGCCCUGUAAUCAAUUUGUUAGAAUUGGAAUUAAUUUCCAGUCACUAAAAUGUGGUAUUAAAUACGAUUUUAACAGCAAUUAUACAAUUCUAAUGUUUUUCUCUUUAUAUCAGCAAAGCAUGCAUAACAACUUGGUGGUGUGAAUUUCCUUACCUAGGGGUUUCAAUAGGAAUAAUCACUUUAGUGUGAUGGAUCAGAUUUUGCGGGGAGGGACAGUGGGAGUAGUUGCACGUUGUAAUAGCAAUUCUGAUGGUCAUCCCGCACUUUCACAUCUAAUGUACAAGAGCAGCUCUCUCAAGUUUAAAAAGGGACAAAGAGAAAAUCAACAUCUAGUUCCAUGCUUAAGUAACACCAUACUGAUCUCAACUGCAUAUCCAGCUCAUGUUAUCCUCUGUGGCAGCAGGUCAUUGUGCUGAUGUUUAACAAAUUGCACCAGCCUGCCAAAGAUAAGGGUGUUCCAAAAAUUCUCAGGCAUGGAUGUCUCCAAAUUCACAUACCAGCCUGCAUUUCCCACCUCAUACUCUUGAUAAGCUUUUAAAAUUGUCCUGUUUUUCUCUUGGGGUACCUAUCCGACCUCAUCGUUCGGUUUCUUUGUUCAGUGUUUAAUUUCAACUCCUGUCUGUGGGACUAUCCAACAACCCUCUCUUCCGCACAUGUACUGCAGACCUCCCACACGAGUUUUGUCUGCUUUAUUUACCUUCAGUUCCUAUCUUUUAAUGCACCAAGUAGACACAUAUUGCUGGUGUGUAGAUUGGGUCAUGUUUUAUGGGGUAACUGUAAGGGAAUUUGCAAAGUGAUCCAGCUGAGAAUGUACACAGAGUGCAAUUUUCAUAUCUAAAAUCCUAAUUUAGCUCUCACUGAAAUGAUGUAUGUCACCAACCUCAUUUAGAGCAAGCCUCUAUUAUUUUAUACUAUUAUAAUUCUGUAUAUUUAUAAUUAGCUUUCCACCGCUAAUAAUAUGAGGACAGUUAUUUUAAUUCUGUAAAUUUUAAACCUCCUAUAUACUGGCUUAAAACAAUGAUACAGUACAAAAAUUUUAUUGACUCUAAUCACUUUCAAAUGAUUUCACACAUCUGUUGAGAUUAGAUAGUGCUGUCCUGCCAUUAUAAUCAUUAGAAGUGAAUUUUUAUAAUUCAUUCUGUAGCUGUAUUUCUGAGUGGAUACUUGGACAGAUAAAAAUAAGGGUGAGGUCAUUUAGAUUGUGCUAGUUAUCAGGGUGAAAUUACCCAUAAAUUAGUGGUAGAGUUUACAUUUCUUUCUGCAUCGAUUGUAAAUUUGUAAUGUAAGAUUGUCUAAUGCAAGCUUUGUAUAGAUAUAAUUAAUGUAUAAAACAUUUCUUGAUCAGUCGAGAUUUGGUGUUACCAGCUUCAAGGCGUGCAAGGGUCUUUGCAUUUGAUUUUUAAAGCUAAGGAUAAAAAUUGGCUGAAUAUAGUCAGUUUAUGGAAGUUCUAAUUUCCAGAGAAGUAUUUCUGGAAAGCCUGCUUAUGAACCAGUUAGUGUAUAUUUCUUUGUAGGAGGCAAGACCAUUUUCGUCAUUUUGAAAUGCUGAUUUACUACUAAAUCUUCUGUGUAGUCAUUGAAAAGCGCAACCUGAUGGUGACCCGACUGUGUUUUAUUAGUCCGUUGUAUAGAGAAUGACAAUGUCUCUGGUAAAUUGCCUAUUUCCUAUUUUGAACACAUUCAUCCUGGCUGGCUUAAAAUGGUACCAAUAAUAUAGUUAACAAAGCACUAAUAAGAAUUAUUUCAUAUAUGGAAAGUUAAUUUUGUUCAUAUGGGUGUAACUGAGAGGGGGGAAUGCUGGUUCUCUUAAAACCCUGCUCUUGGUGACAACACAGGUGGAAUGGCACAGUUGAGCUCUGGAGAGAAAGCCGCUCCAGGGAACAGUGACAAGAAGUGGAAAAAAGACAUUUAAAAAAAACCCAAAAAUAAAUAAGUGGGCUUAAGAAGCGUG